Molecule: messenger RNA, 2223 nt
Organism: Striga asiatica
Lineage: Eukaryota; Viridiplantae; Streptophyta; Magnoliopsida; Lamiales; Orobanchaceae
Source: the annotation of a GenBank genome assembly
AUUAAUGUGAAAUUACAUAUUCUAUUCAUUAUUAUGGACUUACAAAAUAUAAUUACUCUGCUACAUAAUAUUGACAGCUAAGUCCUAGCAGGGGAGAAGGAGAACUCAUUAUACACAUUGAAGUCAAACAACUACACACAAUUUCUCUAUAUAUAGUCUAUAUAUACACACCCCCUUUACACAUAUCUUCUUCACUUUCCUCACCUUAGCUAAUUCACAUUUUCCAUAAAAAAAAAGACCCAAUUUUUUCUCCUCCAUAACAUUAUAAUUAUAAUCUCUCUUGAAGAAGUAAAUAAAUAAAAAUGGCUGGCGGCGGAUUUGGCCCUGGUCCCGGCACCGGAAAAGAAUAUCCCGGCAACUUAACCCCUUAUGUCUUAAUCACCUGCGUUAUUGCCGCCAUGGGCGGCCUCAUUUUCGGCUACGAUAUCGGAAUUUCAGGCGGGGUGACGUCGAUGGACUCGUUUCUGAAGAAAUUUUUCCCGUCGGUUUAUCGGAAGCAACAGGCGGACGACUCAACGAAUCAGUACUGCAAAUUCGACAGCGAGACGCUGACGAUGUUCACGUCGUCGCUCUACCUGGCGGCGCUCGUGUCAUCGUUGGUGGCCUCGACGGUGACGAGGCGGCUCGGCCGGAAGCUCUCGAUGCUCUUUGGCGGUGUGUUGUUUUGUGCCGGCGCGUUGAUCAACGGGUUCGCGCGUGGGGUGUGGAUGCUCAUUCUCGGCCGUAUUCUGUUGGGUUUUGGGAUUGGGUUUGCCAAUCAGUCUGUGCCUCUGUACCUAUCCGAAAUGGCCCCUUACAAGUACCGUGGGGCCCUCAACAUCGGCUUCCAGCUGUCAAUCACAAUCGGCAUCCUCGCCGCCAAUGUCCUCAACUACGGCUUCGCCAAAAUCCGCGGCGGCUGGGGCUGGCGCCUCAGCCUCGGCGGCGCGGUGGUCCCCGCCCUCAUCAUCACCGUCGGCUCCCUCGUCCUCCCAGAGACCCCCAACUCCAUGAUCGAGCGCGGCCAGCACGACGCCGCCCGAUCGAGGCUCCGCCGAAUCCGCGGCGUCUCGGAAGUCGACGAGGAGUUCGACGACCUCGUCGCCGCGAGCGAGGAGUCGAGGAAAGUCGAGCACCCGUGGCGGAACCUCCUCCAGAAGAAGUACCGGCCCCAUCUCACGAUGGCCGUGGCCAUCCCUUUUUUCCAGCAGCUCACGGGGAUCAAUGUUAUUAUGUUUUACGCGCCCGUGCUGUUCAAGACCAUUGGGUUCGGUGGUGAUGCCGCGCUGAUGUCGGCGGUGAUCACAGGAGGGGUCAAUGUGCUGGCGACCGUCGUGUCGAUUUACGGUGUCGACAAGUGGGGGAGGAGGUUUUUGUUCCUCGAGGGCGGGAUCCAGAUGCUCGUCUGUCAGAUAGUGGUGGCGAUUUGCAUAGCUGUGAAGUUUGGGGUGAACGGGGAGCCCGGGGAGCUGCCCAAGUGGUACGCCAUCGUGGUAGUCCUCUUCAUCUGCAUCUACGUGGCUGGGUUCGCGUGGUCAUGGGGUCCGCUCGGGUGGUUGGUCCCGAGUGAGAUAUUCCCACUCGAGAUACGGUCUGCGGCUCAGAGCCUGAAUGUGUCGGUCAACAUGGUGUUCACGUUCGCGGUGGCCCAAGUGUUCUUGACCAUGCUCUGCCACCUCAAGUUCGGACUCUUCCUAUUCUUCGCAUUUUGGGUGUGCGUGAUGACAGUGUUCAUAUACAUAUUUUUGCCAGAGACGAAGAAUAUUCCGAUUGAGGAAAUGGUGGUCGUGUGGCGGAAGCACUGGUUUUGGUCGAGGUUCGUCGGUGGUGAGGUUGAUGGCUAUGCAAAUGGCAAUGGCAAGGGCUCACUUGAGAUGAAGAAGGGGGUUGUAUGAUGAUAAAGGGAAGCAAAUUCAAAAGCAUGGAAUUUAAAAACCUUUUUUUUUUUUAGUUUGGUGUUGUAGGGAUACUUUAGUGCAAUUUGGGAUGUAAUUGUUUGAUGUGUCAUGUGUCCAAAUGUGUUUUCAUGUUAUUUCUUUUUUAUGUUUUAUAUUUUUUUUCUAAAUAUAGAUUGCGGAUUCUAAUGUUUAAGAAAAAUUAUGAAAUGAAUUAUUGUUGUUAUGGAUAUAGUUUUUUUUUUUUUCCUAAGCCCUCAAGCGAUGUUGGUCUUUUCGUGUUUAUUGUGGAAUAAUCAGUUGCUAAGUACAAUACUCAUAUAGUAUUGUAAUGCGCACACCGUUAUUA